UGCUCUCCUGUGCAGCUUGAUGGCAGCCAACUUGACUGCACCCCUCCCGUCCCCCUCAGUCGUUUGUGGAAUUGGAGAGAUCCUUCUCCAGACUCUUUGAUCUGCUCUCACGUCAACAAACACGGCCUUUUUUUUUUGGAGGGGUUCGAUCCGUCACCCUUUGCCUCAUCUCUCAUUUUUUUUUUCAUUUCUGAGGACGUCGUGUCAUUUCUUCACCAGAACGCCUGGAACCGGAACCGAGCGGGAGCUUCUGUUUUUCGGUCUACUUCUGUAGGCGGAUACAGCGGAGGAGGGCAUCCGGGCCUGGCAGCUCCGGAGAGUCCGAUUGAAACCACGGACUUCACUGUUUACAGGCCGCGCACCGCCCCGCCAUGGAGAAAAUGAAGAGGAUUAAGAAGCGUCUGUCGUUAACGCUCCGCUCAAGUCAGACCAUCGACGAGUCGCUCUCCGAGCUGGCCGAGCAGAUGACCAUAGAGGACGGCGGCACCAAGGACAACGAGCCCUUCAUGAGGAAUGGCCGCCCGCCCACCUCCCACAGCAUGCACUCCUUCCUGCACCAGUACACGGGCUCCUUCAAGAAGCCGCCGCUCCGCCGGCCGCACAGCGUCAUCGGCGGCACACUGGGAUCCUUCAUGUCCAUACCGCGCAACGGCAGUCGCUUGGACAUUGUGCACGAGAACCUGAAGAUGGGUUCCGACGGGGAGAGCGACCAAGCAUCGGGGACGUCGUCAGACGAGGUCCAGUCGCCGACGGGCGUCUGUCUGAGGAACCGAGUCCACCGGAGAAUCUCCAUGGAGGACCUCAACAAACGCCUGUCGCUGCCCGCUGACAUCCGAAUUCCCGACGGCUACUUGGAGAAACUGCAGCUCACCAGCCCGCCCUUCGACCAGCCGCUCAGCCGUCGCUCGCGCCGAGCCUCGCUGUCGGAGAUUGGUUUUGGCAAAUUGGAGACCUACAUCAAGCUGGACAAACUGGGCGAGGGAACGUACGCCACCGUUUUCAAAGGACGCAGCAAGCUGACCGACAACCUCGUGGCCCUCAAGGAGAUCCGGUUGGAGCAUGAGGAGGGAGCACCGUGCACAGCCAUUCGAGAAGUGUCGCUACUGAAAGAUCUCAAACACGCCAACAUCGUGACGCUCCACGACAUCGUCCACACCGACAAGAGCCUCACGCUGGUGUUUGAGUACCUGGAUAAAGAUCUGAAGCAGUACAUGGAUGACUGCGGAAAUAUCAUGAGCAUGCACAACGUGAAGGUCUUCUUGUUCCAGAUUUUGCGCGGGCUGUCGUACUGCCACAAGAGGAAAGUUCUCCACAGGGACCUGAAGCCUCAGAACCUCCUCAUCAACGAGAAGGGCGAGCUCAAGCUGGCUGAUUUCGGUCUGGCGAGGGCGAAAUCGGUCCCGACUAAAACGUACUCCAAUGAAGUGGUGACUCUUUGGUACCGACCUCCCGACGUCCUGCUGGGGUCCUCGGAGUAUUCGACGCAGAUCGACAUGUGGGGCGUCGGCUGUAUAUUUUACGAGAUGGCUGCGGGUCGGCCGCUUUUCCCCGGCUCCACGGUGGAGGACGAGCUCCACCUCAUUUUCAGGUUACUCGGCACACCGACGGAGGAAAACUGGCCGGGAAUAUCCUCCAUCGAAGAGUUCAAAUCUUACAACUUCCCCAAAUAUAAACCUCAGCCGUUCAUCAACCACGCCCCCAGGCUGGAUGGCGACGGGAUCGAGCUGUUGCUGGCUUUCCUCAGAUACGAAUCCAAGAAGAGGAUCUCUGCUGAGGACGCGAUGAAACAUUCCUACUUCAGGCAUCUUGGGAUGAGAGUUCACACGUUGCAUGAGAGUGUGUCCAUCUUCACAUUGAAGGAGGUGCAGCUGCAGCGAGACCCCGGCUACAGGAACUCCUCGUACCCGGAGCCAGGCAACGGCAAGAUCAACCGCAGGCAGAGCAUGCUCUUCUAAAAAGGACGGGGGGGGGAUACCUUCAUCAUCGCCCUCUCACCUGACCGACCUUUCUCGCAUGACACAGUGACCCCCACCCUCCCUUUUCCCUGCUCCCCCAACACACACGCAUUCACAUGCGCACCACCUGUCUUGAGUUAGGUUGACUUUUUCAAUUGGUGUCUUUAUUUAUUUCCAGACAUGAGAGGGUAGGGGUUGUUUGCUGCUAAAGUACUACUGUAUGUAUUUAACACACCCUGUGUAUGUUUGAGUGCGCGCGCGUGUGUGUGUGUGAUGUGAAUUUGAGCCUCCAAGCAUGGUUGAGCAGUUGCUAACGAUUGCUGUUUGACCCCCCCCCCCCCAUUUAUUUUGUUUGCAAAUUCCACGGGUGGCGUCCAAGCUGUGAUUGAAGUUGUUGGGGACCACUUGCGACAUUUGUUUUAGAGAAUCGAGUUCCAAGGUCUGAAUUUGGUGGGUGGACACUGAAAUAUGGGAAACCAUUUUUUUUUCUUGGUUUUUUUUUUCCGUUUUGGGAAGCGGCCGAGUCAGAUCGAAUUUGAGCAAAAUUUGGAGCGUUGAGGCCACACUGGAAAAAAAAAAAAAAAUCUGAAGUUGCAAUGCAAUGACAAUAAUUUGCGCCUUUUGAAGAAAAAAAAAUAGUGACAUGAAAAUGCCAGCGCAAAUAAUAUGAAGACAAGUUUUGUAAAAUUCAGAUUUUUUUUUGCAAAAUACGAUGACUUUAUUGUUGUAAAUUGCAACUUUAUCUCUUGUCUCUUUCAAAUUUUUCCACACAAUACUACAACUUGCAAUCUGACCAUUUUUUUCUCCUAAUACUCUUGAAUUUACUCUCUGAAAAUUCCAGCUUUUUGGGUCAAAAUAUUGCACCGUUAUUUUGAUAAAAAAUUAUAACUUUUAUUCACACUACAUGACCACUUUCUUCUCUGUAAAAUGAAAGACUUUUUU
Molecule: messenger RNA, 2897 nt
Organism: Hippocampus comes (tiger tail seahorse)
Lineage: Eukaryota; Metazoa; Chordata; Actinopteri; Syngnathiformes; Syngnathidae
Gene: cdk17
Product: cyclin dependent kinase 17
Exons: 17
Coding region: 372-1955 (527 amino acids)
Biological process (GO): protein phosphorylation
Cellular component (GO): nucleus; cytoplasm
Molecular function (GO): cyclin-dependent protein serine/threonine kinase activity; ATP binding
Source: RefSeq, a predicted model, not a curated record